UGAAAGCUUCAUGCAGCUGCAAAGCUCUAGAUAAAGAUGGCGUCCAGCUGCGGGCGCUCCGUGCCUCAUCUGGCAGGCCUGCAAAGACUGACCGCAACCGCAUGCAGCCUGCCUUCUAGACAGUUGAGUUGCAGCUAUACUAUGAAAAUCCCAUCGCAGCUUGCUCAGCUUGGCUCAGGGCAAUGGAAAACCUGGAAACGCUUAACAGCAAUCAGGCAAAGUGUGCGUGAUUCGUGCUCUCUGAUCUACUGCAAAGCCUUGACUGGCUCGCAGGGAAGCUUGGAACCCGAGACACUAGAUGGUCUUCCGCUCAUGGAGCCCUGCGAAUUUGUGGAGUCAAUUGACGGGUAUCUAAACAUGGAGGAGGCUCUGAAAAGCGGGAAAAAGCGGAGACUUAGUCCAGCAGAGCAGUGGGAAAUCACUGAGUCCGAGGACGGCAAGGGAAGGACGUUGAGGAUGAAGGAGGACUGGAGAGAGUACGUCACAUUCAAAGAUGUCCUGAAGCAGGUUCGGGAGGGUCGGACCUAUCACGGGGAAACCCUUGAGUAACAAGCUGGGUUGGCUGUGCCACGUUGCAGAGGACUACGAUUUUGUCAAGUUUUUGGACUAUGGCGCUGAUGAGGUCGAAGCAAGCAUGAGAUGGGAUUAUGAGCAGUGCAAUAACCUGUGCAAAGGGCUGGGGAUAGACUUCCGCGAGGUGAAGGUGCAUCUAGGAUGGGCAGCAGGAUAUGCCAAGGGGAUUGGCAGGGGCGAUUGUCUGUUUUGUUAUGGGGCCGCAAAUGAAUUUGAGAGACACGACCUAGAGCACGUUGUGCUGAGCAUCAAACCCGAGGAGGAAGAGCCAAGUGGCCAGGAGAGCAAUGCAGAUGUCCUGGAGGUUCCGCUACAGGACUUGAACGUCGACUUGCUUGAACAGUACUGCUCUCCAGCCCCCUACGGCGACCUUCUCAACGAGUCCACGCAAGUCGACCCCUCGGUGCGCCGGGCCUUGGAGGCCCGCUUCAAGCUGGAGAAGCCGGCCGACGUCAUCAGGAGGGCACGCGACAAGUGGGACCUUCGCAACAGCAAGAUCCUCUUCGAGUCGAAGGUGCGCGCUGCAGUGAUAGAAAAGCUGUGCUUCAAUCAAAGGGUUCACCUAGAGCCCUACAAGCUGAACAUCUACGGCCCCGGGGACUUCUUCCGGCCACACGUUGACACCCCGGUCGACCCGGAGCUUUUCAUCGGCACGGCCGUUGUCUGCCUCCCUUCCGAAUUCACCGGGGGAGAGCUGGUUGUGACGCACGGGAGCACCACCCAAACGUUCAAUUUCGCAACUAGGUCUGGCGAAAAGAAACUCUUCCAGUUCGCUGCGUUCUUUGGCGACUGCCCGCACGAGAUCAAGCCCGUGACCAGCGGUCGCCGCGUCACGCUGACGUACCACAUCCUGCGCGUGCGCGAACCUGCACUAACUGAUCAAAACUUCGACGAGACUGCGUAUACGGACUACGCGUUUCCGCUGCAGUCGGACAACUCCCGCCAGGAGACUGUCCGUGACCAGUUCAAGGCUGAGCUGCGGACCCUGUCGUCGCUUGGGCUGCCGUACGUGGGCUUUCUCCUCCAACAUGAGUACACGCAAAGCGGUGCAGUCAAAGAGGGCCUGAAAGGCAGCGACAGGAUGUUUUACGAGCUUCUUACGAGGGAAGGCUGGCCUUGCCGCUUCGUUCCAAUUCUUCUCGUGAGCAAAUGGGACCGGGACUUCUUGGAUCACGAGUGUGUUGUGGAAGUUCUCUCUUUCACAAACGAGGAUUACAAGUUUCUGACAGAGGAGAGAGACAACCAGCCAGCCCUUGGAUACAAAGUCAAGAUUCCGUUCAUGUGGUACAACGAGGACAAUUACGGGAGGCUCCUGCAGAACCUGGAGACUGGGGAACGAUUCCUUGGGAACUCCUCUGUACCCGGGAAAGAGCUCAAAAUCUACCUUCAAGCAGCGAUGAUUGUGGACUUACGACCGGUUAAAGCGGCCGGGGGGCCUGUCACUGUAGCGAACAAGGAAGAUGAGGAGGAGGACGAAGGCAUAUGGUGGGAGUAUUGGUCAGGGGACGAUGACCCUCUCGAGGAGGAGAGCGACGAGCAUUUCUUUAAAACCAGUGCGUGGCGCGAGUCGUUUAAGUAG
Messenger RNA from Klebsormidium nitens, 2152 nucleotides. NCBI's taxonomy places the organism in Eukaryota, Viridiplantae, Streptophyta, Klebsormidiophyceae, Klebsormidiales, Klebsormidiaceae. The record is from the annotation of a GenBank genome assembly.